Naegleria gruberi is the source of this 792-nucleotide messenger RNA. RefSeq lists its product as uncharacterized. The record is from RefSeq and is a predicted model, not a curated record. The transcript has a single exon. NCBI's taxonomy places the organism in Eukaryota, Heterolobosea, Eutetramitea, Acrasida, Naegleriidae. The coding region runs from base 1 to 792 and encodes 263 amino acids.
AUGACCAUCCGAUCAAUCACAAGAAGAAGACAUCAAGAGGAAGUAUUCUACAACUCUCUCAAGCAAUUUCCAACCGAAAUUAAACUCUAUAUUCUAUCAUUUGCCUUUCCAGAUUCUAUAUUGAUAAGAUUUAAAUUCUCCGAUCCAAACUUUAAAUUUUGCAACAUUAUUAGAACUGUAACUAUAUCACCAGAAGCUAACAUUGCUGGUCUGAACCGAUAUCCCUUCCUUGAAACUGUUGUAAUUACCAGAAAUAAUUUCAAUGAUGAUGGAGCUUUGGGAGAAAAUGUAGAUCCAGCCAAGAUCAUCGAUCUUACUCAAGAUGGAAUUGAAAACUGUGUUGAUUUGACAGAUGAACCGGUAGAAUAUCCAGAAAGUGUUAAGAAUUUCGAAGUAGAGGAUGUUGACUUGGAAGAGAUUCAAACAUUUCCUCCAAAUAUGGAAAGACUCUCAAUAAUUUGCAGACGUUAUCAUACUCCUUUCAACCUUCCCCUGCUUUCAAAUCUUAAAACUUUGAAAUUACAUAGAGUGCAUUUAUUUAGUGAUCUUCUCGAUUUUAGUGGUAUUGAAGAUUUGGAAUUGGUUAAUAUUCAACUGUCAUGUCCAGAUCAUUCGAUAGCUUUUGGUGCACCAAAACCUGCGCUAAAAAUUGCAAUUUCUCCAUAUACCAAGAGGCUUGUGCUUUUUGGUUUCUUUAUUAUCAAUAUCCUUUUUGCAAAUUAUCAAUUACUGGAACACUUGAAAUAUCUACAUCUUGAAGGUAAUAAUAUAAAAGGAGGUCAAUCUUACUAA